AAAACUUUAUGUAGUUUUAAAUUGCACAGACCUACAAGUAUGUACCUCAAACUCGUCCCAACUUACAUCCCUCUCAUUAAUUUGCGUAAACCAUUUCCAUGUUGCGGUGAGGUUCUUUACAUUUCUUCAAGAGCAUCUCAAUUUAGUCCAGAUUUGGAACUCUAGGUUUCCAUUCUCCCAAAUAGUUAACCUAAGGAUCCCUAGCACCGAUCGAAUAGUUUACUGGGAAAAUGCAAAUUGAACCUAAAUUACAAGUUGACAUGUAUCAAGUGAGACUCGUUCGAGAUACUUGUAGAAGAUGCAUUGGCGGCAGUUGAUGCAUUUUUAAUGUAGGACUCUGCCAAUUUUUCUAAUAAAAUAAUUUAUUUCGCGAGAUUGAUCCAGAAACGGUAUAGACAUAUUUGACAUCUGCUAUUGAGCUGUUGAGAAUCACGAAGCGGAAUAGGAGAGAAGAGACACAGCCAUGGGGCAAUCGUCCUCCACCGACCAGCCAUCCCCUGAGCAACGGGAAGCAGAAUCCUUAGCUGCGUCCACAGGAGCACUUCCGACGCUCCAAAAGACAUUUUCUAUCCUCUCCGAUCCCCAAACAAACACCAUCCCAGUUGAAUCUCUUAAGAAAUGUUUCCGAUUUACCAUCGAGAACUCUGCGAGCGAAGUAACCAGUGUACCUGAAGAAUUUCCCGUUCUCUUGAGUCAUCUGAGUUCAUGUAUAGUUGAUCUUUUCUUCUUAUCUCAAAAGGGAGGAGUGAGCUGGGUGGAGUUCUUGAAAGGCUAUUCUAGGUGUUGUGGAAGGAAAAUUGCUUCCAGUUCAUUCAACAAUCUAUUUAGGGUUUUUUCUAUGAUGAAUUCGAAAGCAGGUCUUCCUGAAAAACUGCAAUUCGAUCCUGAUGAUGAUGAAUGUAAAGCCAAUGGAUAUCUAUUGCCCCUUGAUAUAUCGAUGCUUCUUUGGAUGUGCUGGGUUAUGUGGUCGGAUUGUAAGAAGCUGAGCUCUACGGAAUCUUCAGGACAUUCUGGGCUUCUUCCAGAUGUAAGUCACUUGGUAUUGUCAGCCACUGAAUCAUGUAUUGAAAAUUGUACCACUAAAUUGGACAUUUGGGAAUCUUCAACUUUACAAACCAAUGUUCAACUUCCUGCUGCUAAGAUCACCAUGUGGGCCUUGAAGACAUUGCCAAACCUUGCAGAUUGUCUUUCACAAUUUGUCCAAGCAAGACUUUUCUACUUUGCAACCCAUGAGGACAAACUAGAACAGGGGUUGCAUUUUGUGAUUGAUAUUUCCCAAAGGGAUGAUUCCAUUAGCAACCUCCUUACUCGUGGAAGGGCAUGGGCUAUCUCGCUUACUUUGCAGAGCACUAUGAGUGAAGAAAUUUCAAAAGCUUGCUUUUCAAGUAGUGCAGAUGAGAUGAAUGAAUUGAUUCUUUAUCGGUCAUCAAUCCAUGGGAAAGGUUUGAACAGGUUUUGGUCAAAAACUGAAGGAUAUAAUGGUCCAUUGUUGAUUUUGGUGGCCGCUUAUGAACCUAAUAAAAAUGACACAAGAAAAUGGAUUAUAGGUAUUCUCACUAAUCAGGGUUUAGAGAGCAGGGAUUCGUUUUAUGGAACUUCUGGUAGUUUAUAUGCUAUUAGUCCAGCCUUUCAUGUUUACUGGUCUUCAGGGAAGGAGAAAAAUGUUGUCUAUAGCCACUUGCAUCCAACUGCUAGGAUGUAUGAGGCUCAUCCAAAGCCUGUGGGAAUUGCUUUUGGAGGAUCUAUUGGCAAUGAGAGAAUAUUUCUGGAUGAGGAUUUUGCUGUAGUCACUCUACGUCAUCAUGCUGUUGACAAAACCUACCAGAAUGGUCCCCUUUUCCCCGGUCAGGGGUUUUUGCCACUUGAAGCUUCAAUAGUUGAUGUUGAGGUAUGGGGGUUGGGAGGGAAAAAAGCGAAAGAGAUGCAAAGUGCGUAUAAGAAGAGGGAGGAAAUCUUUACUCAGCAAAGGAGGAAGGUGGACUUGAAAACGUUUGGGAGUUGGGAAGACUCGCCUGAGAAGCAGAUGAUGGACAUGGUCACUGAUCCCAAUGCUGUCCGCCGCGAAGAUCGAUAGUCAUUAAGAUUCAGCUUCUGUCCCUCAAAUUUCAUACAGUAGUACUACUUAUGAAAACGUGUUCUGUACAAAAAUGUAUAUAAUCUCUGAAAGUGAAUACAAAAUGUUUAUCUUUCAACCUGUCGGUUGUCCUUUACCAUACACCUCUCUUAUGCCAUCUCUUCAAGAUAGUAGCUACACGUAGGGGAUGACAAGGUCCUGGUCGGAGACUCGGAGUCGGGAUCGGCUGGUUCGUGGGACCAGACUGGACCUUGGAUAGCAAUUUCGGCUAGGGAUGGGCCAUGGGUGCCGCCGUGCCGGACACGUGGGCAGCCGGAUACCGAUCCUGGUUAUGUAAUAUGGGGACCAUGAUUGGCCGAUCCAGUCUUGGUUCCUAUAAAUAAUCCGUUAUACGGAGUACUAUCGUAUUUAUUUCUCUCGGUCUUCUUACCUUCAACUCUCUAGUCUUCAUCAAUCUAUACUUUCUCUAUUUUAUUAUCAUAAUAGGUAGUAUUUCUUUCCCCACACACACAUACACACAUUCCCAAAUCCCUAUUUAAUAUUCUUCAUAAGUCAUGGACUCAUGGAAGCGUCUUUCACUAUAUCCGUUGCAAAGUCAAUUUACUAUAUUUCGUAAUGACGAGUCAAACAUGUUCUAUGUACAAUGUUUUCAUUGUUGGAAGAUUUUGUGUUUCGAAAAAUAAGAAAGUAGCAGUUAU
This is a messenger RNA of Cuscuta epithymum, 2772 nucleotides long. NCBI's taxonomy places the organism in Eukaryota, Viridiplantae, Streptophyta, Magnoliopsida, Solanales, Convolvulaceae. The record is from the annotation of a GenBank genome assembly.